AUGACACAGUUCUCCAACACCGAGCUCGUUUUUCUACGAUUGCUGGAACGAACAAAACGGCUGACGAAGGAGAACUUGAAAGCUAACGUGUGGAAGGUUUCCGCGGCAACGAAAGUCCUCAAUAAUUUGAUAUCACAACUGCAAUAUGAUAAUGAUGAUUCGGCAAAGGAUAUGCUCAUCGAUUAUCGUCGAGAGGUUGUCCAACUAAAACUUUUAACAGAAGCUGAGGAAAAAGCGACAACCGAGGAAAGUUUGAAAAUCGUUGAAAAAAUUCCGCGCUUCUUUCCAACGGUAAACGUGAAUCCGUCAGAAGAUUCAAUUCACGACGAUGUUGAUGAAUUCAAAAAAGAGUCGGCAGCAGGCCUGCGAGCACUUCAAAAAUCCAUAUAUCGCUCGGAUCUUCGAAAACAAUUAUUAUCAACGAAAAAACACAAAAACGUUGAUACAACUGAAGACGAGAAUUUUAUGAAAAAUGAAAGAAUUGAAGAAGAUCUGGCAAAAGAUUUACUUUCAAUGACAUUAUCCUUGAAAACUGUGAUGAGCGCCGCGAAUGAUGUAAUAAAAGAAGAUAAUCAAAAACUAACUAAAAUGCAGCAACAAGUUGAUAAGAAUAAAGAAGCAUUACAGACUGAAAAUACCCGCCUGGAGCAUCAUGCUUAUAAAUGUGGAUUCGAUUGCAUGCGAAUAUUCCUAGUCGUCUUCAUAUUCUGGACAUUUAUAGCAAUGGUGAUUGUAAUGAAAGUAUUUCCAAAACGCUAUUCCUCUUAA
Caenorhabditis bovis is the source of this 768-nucleotide messenger RNA. The record is from the annotation of a GenBank genome assembly. Lineage: Eukaryota; Metazoa; Nematoda; Chromadorea; Rhabditida; Rhabditidae.